Molecule: messenger RNA, 2493 nt
Organism: Mustela erminea (ermine)
Lineage: Eukaryota; Metazoa; Chordata; Mammalia; Carnivora; Mustelidae
Gene: TFAP2E
Product: transcription factor AP-2 epsilon
Exons: 7
Coding region: 311-1630 (439 amino acids)
Biological process (GO): regulation of cell population proliferation; regulation of transcription by RNA polymerase II; anatomical structure development
Cellular component (GO): nucleus
Molecular function (GO): RNA polymerase II transcription regulatory region sequence-specific DNA binding; DNA-binding transcription factor activity, RNA polymerase II-specific
Source: RefSeq, a predicted model, not a curated record
CCCGCCACUAUAACUGGAGUGCAUGGAGAGGGCUGCGCUCAGAGGAAGGAGGGCGGGCGCUGGGCACCCGUUGACCGACUUUCCCAAGUGCGAUCUGCGCCCGUCCGGCCCACGUCCCGCCCCCAUGGACCUGCCCCGGGGCGCCUACAGCUGAGGAUCCGACGCCCGCCGGGCUGCGGGCCGGGCUGCACCCAGCCGCCCCAAAUAGCACCCGCGUGCUGUACAGGAUCCCCGCGCCUCUUCCCGCGGCGCUCGCCGUCGGGCGAGGGCUCAGCCGCCGCCACGCCUCGCGCCCCGCGCCACCCGCCCCAUGCUGGUGCACACUUACUCCGCCAUGGAGCGCCCCGACGGGCUGGGCGCAGCGGCUGGCGCGGCCCGCCUGUCGUCUCUGCCCCAGGCGGCCUAUGGGCCGGCGCCACCGCUCUGCCACACGCCAGCCGCCACCGACUUCCAACCACCCUACUUCCCGCCGCCCUAUCCGCAGCCGCCACUGCCCUACGGCCAGGCGCCCGACGCCGCUGCCGCCUUCCCGCACCUGGCCGGGGACCCGUAUGGCGGCCUGGCGCCCCUGGGACAGCCGCAGCCUCCACAGGCCGCCUGGGCCGCGCCCCGCGCCGCCGCCCGCGCCCAUGACGAGCCACCUGGUCUGCUGGCGCCGCCCGCCCGCGCCCUGGGCCUCGAUCCGCGCCGCGACUACGCCGCCGCGGUUCCCCGGCUCCUGCACGGCCUAGCCGACGGCGCGCACGGCCUGGCAGACGCACCCCUCGGCCUCCCUGGGCUGGCGGCGCCGCCCGGCCUAGACGACCUGCAGGCCAUGGAUGAGAUGGGAAUGAGUCUUCUGGACCAGUCCGUAAUCAAGAAAGUCCCCAUCCCCUCCAAAGCCAGCAGCCUCUCGGCCCUCUCACUGGCCAAAGACAGCCUGGUUGGUGGCAUCACGAACCCCAGUGAGGUCUUCUGCUCCGUGCCAGGCCGGCUCUCGCUGCUCAGCUCAACGUCCAAGUACAAGGUGACCGUGGGGGAGGUCCAGCGGCGACUCUCACCUCCCGAGUGCCUCAAUGCUUCCCUGCUAGGCGGUGUCCUUCGCAGGGCCAAGUCCAAGAAUGGGGGCCGCUGUCUGCGGGAAAGGCUGGAGAAGAUUGGGCUCAACCUGCCAGCUGGCCGUCGCAAGGCUGCCAAUGUGACACUUCUGACGUCACUGGUGGAGGGAGAGGCCGUGCACCUGGCCCGAGACUUCGGCUACGUCUGCGAGACUGAGUUCCCAGCCAAGGCAGCUGCUGAGUACCUGUGCCGCCAGCACGCGGACCCCGGGGAGCUUCACAGCCGCAAGAGCAUGCUGCUGGCCGCCAAGCAGAUCUGCAAGGAGUUUGCAGACUUGAUGGCUCAAGACCGCUCCCCAUUGGGCAACAGCCGCCCAGCACUCAUCCUGGAGCCUGGAGUACAGAGCUGCCUGACACACUUUAGCCUCAUCACCCAUGGCUUUGGUGGGCCCGCCAUCUGUGCUGCCCUUACUGCCUUCCAGAACUACUUGCUGGAGUCACUCAAGGGCCUGGACAAGAUGUUUCUAAGCGGUACGGGCAGUGGGCACGGUGACACCAAGGCUUCAGAGAAGGAUGCCAAGCACCGGAAGUAACUGUCUCCGCUACCUCAUCCCAAAAAGGUUGCCAAGGCCUGAAGUGAGGCCUUAGUUCCUGGGAGUGGGCCCGAAAGGAUUAAAAGGCAGAGCUUGUGUCAGGCCAGAAAGAGAACAUUCAUCCCAAGACCCCUGAGUGAGAGGUUGGAGAAGGGGAGGUGGCUUCUCUGUGGCUGUUUGUUGAGAAGGGCCCAGAGCUCUGCCGCGUGUGUGCAGUUUUCUGACCCUUAAUUGCUGGUAAGUGCUUGGACAGGAAUGGCAUGGAGAAGCCUGGUCUUGAGCCCCGUGCUUCAGGGUGCCUGGGCAGAGGUAGAUUCUCCUAGAGGCUAAGGCCUUGAUGUUUUUACUUAUGGCUGGGGGGAAAUUGUUAACAAACCAGAUGUGUUGAGGAGAUGGCAUCCCUCACCCCAGCAUCUCCGACCCCCAGAAAAGGGGUGCUGGUGAGAGGCCCCCGUGGGUCCUGGAACCAUCCCACUUGGGGAGAAGUGGGCAGGGGAAGCCCUCAAGGGGCAAAGAUAAAGCACACAUUGCAGAACUUGAAUCCAGGCUGCAUGUCACAGUCCUCUUGCUGUCUUUCCUAUUUAUUUAUGUAUGUUGUAAUUAAAUUUGAAAGUCUAAAAAUGUCGAAUGCAACUUAUUUAUACCGAGUUGAGGAUUCUUGUUUCAUUGUUUUCUGCUUUACGCACCAAGAUGUCCAGCUGGACCAAGACGGAGAGGGUGUGUUUGCUCACAAAGGGCUGGGGGAGGGCCAGGGGGCUUGGGGAAGAAAGAUUAUGUCAGAGAUCACGAGGUUUUCACGAAGAUUUUGUAUUUGCUGUUGUUUCUCUUGACCUUAUAAUCGAUGUACCUCUUUGGCUCUCCGA